CGGCGGGCGCCUCCGGCGGGCCGGGCGCGGCCUGGCGCAACCGGUGCUGCGCUUGCAUCAGCCGCCGCCCGCACGUGCUGUACCGGUCCCCGUCUCCGGGGCAGCGCUGGGCUCCCGGCGGGAUGAAGCGUGGCUGGGAGCUCCUCGGGGCUGGAGAUGCCCCCGCGGGUGCUGGGAGGGUGGGUCCCGAGGGGGACUGACGGCCCCCGGCUUGCGGCGGGGUGCGGGGUGUCGAACAGCUGAGCACCAUCCACGAGAGGACUUUGAGGGAAAAAUGACCAGUAUUGGGAAGAAGCUGAUCCGUCGGCGCGUGGUGGAUCUGAGCUCCGAGGACACGCGUUUCGCUCGCUGCCUCUCCACGCUGGACCUCAUAGCCCUGGGAGUUGGCAGCACACUGGGGGCUGGCGUGUAUGUGCUGGCAGGGGAGGUGGCCAAGGAUAUGGCUGGUCCCUCCAUCGUCCUCUGCUUUUUGGUGGCUGCUCUCUCAUCGGUACUGGCCGGACUCUGCUAUGCAGAGUUUGGGGCCCGUGUCCCCAAGACUGGCUCUGCCUACCUCUACAGCUACGUCACCGUUGGCGAGAUCUGGGCUUUCACAACUGGCUGGAACCUCAUUCUCUCCUAUGUGAUAGGUACAGCCAGUGUGGCUCGAGCCUGGAGCGCAGCUUUCGACAACAUCAUUGACAACCACAUCUCCAACUUCUUCAUGAACAAGACCACACUGCACCUGCCAGGGGUGCUGGCUGAGCGCCCAGACUUCUUUGCCCUGAUCCUGAUCGGGAUGCUCACUGCACUGCUCGCCUUCGGUGUCAACGAGUCUGCCAUUGUGAACAAAAUCUUCACGGCGAUGAACCUGGUGGUGCUGGGCUUUGUCAUCAUUGCUGGCUUCGUGAAGGGAGACAUCAAGAACUGGCAGCUCUCAGAGCAGGACUACAUCAACCUCUCGUACCAGCAGCCACUGGUCAAGAAAGCAGACUUUGGCUCCGGUGGGUUUGUCCCCUUUGGGCUGGAAGGGAUCCUGACUGGUGCUGCCACUUGCUUCUACGCCUUCGUGGGCUUUGAUUGCAUUGCCACCACAGGGGAGGAAGCCAAGAACCCCCAGCGCUCCAUCCCCAUUGGCAUCAUCGUGUCCCUCCUCAUCUGCUUCGUGGCUUAUUUCGGGGUCUCUGCAGCUCUGACCCUCAUGGUGCCUUAUUUCCUCCUGAACAAGAAGAGCCCCUUGCCUGAGGCUUUCAAGGCAGUGGGCUGGGAGCCCGCCCGGUACGCUGUUGCUGUUGGCUCGCUCUGUGCCCUCUCCACCAGCUUGUUGGGCUCCAUGUUCCCUAUGCCUCGUGUGAUCUAUGCCAUGGCGGAGGACGGGCUGCUCUUCAAGUUCCUGUCCAGCAUCAAUAGCCGCACAAAGACCCCUCUGUCAGCCACCAUCACCUCGGGACUCCUUGCAGCGGUGAUGGCCUUCCUGUUCGACCUGAAGGACCUGGUGGACCUCAUGUCGAUUGGCACGCUGCUGGCCUACUCCCUGGUGGCAGUGUGUGUGCUCAUCCUCCGGUACCAGUCUGGGCAGCUGAACUCCCCGAAGGCUAUGGAAAUGCUGGAGCAGAAUGGGAAUGAGGAGGAGAGGGUGGUCAUGAACCCGACCAUCACCACCACCAGUGCCCAGCAGAAGGAGACGCUGUCCCUGGCGAUGCUCUUCAACCCUUCCACGGACACCCCCACUGUGCUCUCAGGGCGCAUUGUCUAUGGCUGUGUGUCGCUCAUAGCCACGCUGAUCACGGUCAUCUGCGUGGUGCUGACCCUCAAGGUGUCAGCGCUGAAGGACGGCAGCACGGGCUGCAUCGUGGCCCUGGCACUGCUCAUCGCCGCUCUGCUCAUUCCCACCAUCAUCAUUUGGAGGCAGCCACAGAGCAAUGCGCGGUUGAACUUCAAAGUACCUUUCCUCCCCCUCCUGCCGAUUUUCAGCAUCUUUGUGAACAUCCUACUGAUGGUACAGCUGAGCGCUGGUACUUGGGUACGGUUUGCUGUCUGGAUGGCUGUGGGUUUUAUGAUUUACUUUGGCUAUGGGAUCCGAAACAGCGUGGAAGGGAAAACUGCGGAGGAAUCCUGCGCUGCAGGAGAAAAGCCUCUGCACCAGCCUGGACUGAACUCUGGCCCCAGUGCUGCUGCAGUCUGAGGGACCAGGCACCGACACUCCGAGGACCUCGGCCAGUAUUUCCACUUUGAGAUACGGUACAUCCAUCCCCUCUCCCAUGGGAGCAAGUCCCAAGAGCCAGGACCACGGAGCCAGGUUGUGCACUGCGCAUUCCCCUCUCAGAGUACAGGUACCAGAGACGAGCUCCUGGUGGCCCAGGGCUCCUCUCUGCCUCCCCUCAGCCCUGCUGAGGGCAGUGACAAUGGUGCAGCUCUGUUUGUGCUGUCUGUCUAUGUGGCUAUGGUCAACGCCUCCUCUCUGUGCUUUCCAAGUGUCAAGCUGUGCAACAAGGUCUGGGCUGCUCAUUCUGGUACUGCCCAGUGCUCCCCAACAGCGUGAGCUCAGCUGGUGAAUUCACCUCUUGUGCCAUCCCAUAGAAUCACAGAAUAGUUAGGGUUGGAAAGGACCUUAAGAUCAUCCAGUUCCAACCACCUGCCAUGGGCAGGGACACUUCACACAAAACCAUGCCACCCAAGGCUCUGUCCAACCUGACCUUGAACAGCAGCCUCCAGUAGACCUGGCCUUCCAAAUCCAGUCCCAUGUUCUAAAUACCCAAACCCCUGACUAUGGCACCUCUGUUCAAACCAUUUAUUAACCUGCCAAAAUCACGUAGCCUUUUUUAAGGUACUCCCCUUUAUCCUGGAGAAUUGAUGAAAAGACAACCUGAGCUCCAGUGCCUCUAACCACCUCUCCCAGGGCUUUGUAGUCCUUCUUUAUGUUCUCUGAGCUACUGCUAUCUGCAUCACUAGCAUGCACAUGGACCACUAGUAGUGGGUAAUGGUUAGUGGGGCUUACUAGAGCAGGCAGCCUCUCUGCAACAUCCCUGAUCUGAGCCCCUGGUAGGCAGCACACCUCCCUUGUGACUGGGUCAGGCCAACAGAUGGGUGCCUCUGUGACUUUCAGAGUCCCUACCACUAUGACCCGACACUUUUUCCUAGCAGCACCAGUACAGAUCUUCUGUACCAGUGCAUCAGCCAGUUGUUCAUGGUGCGAGGGUGUUUCCUCAUUAGCCCCCUGCAGAACUGCAAGGCAGUUCUGGAUGGGUACAUCAGAUUUAGGAGGAAGCCCCAUGCUUUAAAUUGUCCUCUUCCUCCUUUUUUUUGUUGGGUUUUUUAUGGGUUUUUUAUUUCCCAGCUUCCUGUUUUAGUCACCUCCUUCUUUCCUGCAUGAGCUACAAUGGAUGCUCGAGGCCCCUGCAGUUUGGGCCUGGAGCAAGCAGUCCUGUUUCCUCUCAGCUUCCCUGACAUCUUGCAGCCUAUUGACAGCAUUCCUCAGCUCAGCCCCUGCUGCAGGAGGACCUGCACCAGGGAGCACCGAGUGCAGCCGUGCCCAUUGUGCACCCUCCCCUCAGGAGAGCAGAGCAGGCACUUCCUGCACCCUGAGCUCCAUGCUGCAGCCUCCCCUCUCAUCAGCCCUGUCUGGUGCCUAUGUUGGCCACCGCCGGGGCAGCCAGAGCAGAGCUCCCAGACAGGGCCCUGGUCAUGCAGUGGGUGCUCCCAUCCCACUCCCUGCCCAUGCAAACUGCUGUGCCAUGCCCUGUUCACCCGCCCUGCUUGCCGCGCUCCCUGGGGCACGUUUUGAACCAGUCAGGGCUGGUGCUGUCCAUGCUGAGCCCUGUGCUGCCUGGCAGUGCUGCUUGAUGUAAGCGUCCAGCUCAGGUGUCUGUGAAGAUGUCCACAGUGUGACCAUACCGGUGUCCAACCUCUUAUGCCUCUGUAGAGCUGGUACUUUAAUAUUGACUUUUAUACCUAUUAAAUUAAAUGGUUUUUUAAGUGCUUGG
Messenger RNA from Melopsittacus undulatus (budgerigar), 3962 nucleotides. RefSeq names its product solute carrier family 7 member 3 (gene SLC7A3). The record is from RefSeq and is a predicted model, not a curated record. The transcript is spliced from 12 exons. Gene Ontology annotation, cellular component: plasma membrane. Gene Ontology annotation, molecular function: L-ornithine transmembrane transporter activity; L-lysine transmembrane transporter activity; L-arginine transmembrane transporter activity. NCBI's taxonomy places the organism in Eukaryota, Metazoa, Chordata, Aves, Psittaciformes, Psittaculidae. Gene Ontology annotation, biological process: L-arginine import across plasma membrane; L-ornithine transmembrane transport. The coding region runs from base 275 to 2164 and encodes 629 amino acids.